This is a messenger RNA of Trifolium pratense (red clover), 957 nucleotides long. RefSeq lists its product as uncharacterized. NCBI's taxonomy places the organism in Eukaryota, Viridiplantae, Streptophyta, Magnoliopsida, Fabales, Fabaceae. The record is from RefSeq and is a predicted model, not a curated record. Bases 96 to 767 code for a protein of 223 amino acids. The transcript has 2 exons.
CAUUAAAUCCUCUAUAUAAACACCCAAUUCUUGUUCUACAUUUGAUCACUAACAGAUAGAGAGACACACACAACCACAAACCACCAUUUGAAGCUAUGGUGUCCUUAUACAAAGCGCUUUCCAUGAGUCCAAGAACUGAAGUUAAUGAAGAAUUUGAAGCUUCAUCGAAGAAAAGAAAGUUGGAAGAACCAUUUACUGAAGAAUUCUUCAAAGAUCAAAUAAAUUUAGAGAAAGGGAAAUCCACCUUUGAUAUAAAGCCUCGCCUCAAGACCAUGUUUCCUUCAGAUAAAUGGUGUCAAUACCUUAGUAUUCAGUCAGGGCAGAUACAGUUGUGUAACACAAGAUCACUGGAUCAAACGGCGACUGAAGACUCGAAACGAAGCCUCCGACCACCUCCUUCUGAUCAUAUGAGCUUAGACCUUGAGUUAAACCUGGCAUGUGAAUCACAAAGGAAAAACGAUAACAUAAGUGAAAAACAGAAUUCUGGUAAUUCACCUAAGAAUUUGACUCAACGUGAUGAUCUUUGUUUUGAAUCAAGCAAGUGUAAGAAAGAUUCAUCAGGUGGUUUAAAUGGUUCUCUGUCGUGGUUGACGACAUCCGAGGGAGAUUACAAAGAGAUGGUUGCAACAGUUUGCAUGCAGUGCCACAUGUUGGUAAUGCUAUGCAAAUCAUCACCUGCUUGUCCUAACUGCAAAUUCAUGCACUCACCAGAUCAGAACCCUUCAAAAUUCUUGAAGAGCAGGUGCAGCUUCUUCUGCUCUAGUUAGGAACGUGCAGAUACUACUCAUCUAGAAAUUCUAAGCUUUAUUAUAUACAGCAGCAUGGCAUGGACCAAUCCUAUGUUAUCUAUCUUGUUCUUUUCUCCUUAUUCCAUGUUAAAUAGACCAAGUUUCGUUAUAUAUGUCUAGCCUAGUAAAUAAUCAUAUCAUAAUAUUAUCCACAUAUUCGACUCGAUCA